AUGCAAUCUAAAUCCACGAUCACCGCCAGCCACGAGAACGAGGAAAAUGAAUCGAUGGAAGAGUCUGUUUUCGAGCAGAUAUGCGACACAAUAUUCGUUCUGAUACCAGAAGUGCCGCGACUGAAGCAGUUGUUCCUAAGUUGGAGCCAGCUAGGCAUCGAAGACAGAGUACAGUUAGACGCGAAAGUGGCCAACUGGUGCUGUCCUAACAGGCGACAGCUAUACAAACCUUUGCAAGAGGCGUUGGUUCGCUGGGAAACUGUGCAGGACACUCAAGGCGCUCCCGGUUGCGAGCCAGGUAUGGUCUCGUUUUCCUGUGAUCCUCAACUGGAGGAGGAGUUGGUCAGCGUUAUUUACAGCCUGGAACUUUUGUUCAGCAAAAAUCGACGAGGCAGAGAGAUCGAUAUGGACUACGAAAUUGGUCGAUGCACAGAAUUAAGAAGAGAGAUGUCCUUGAAUCUAAACUGCGAUGGAAAUCUAUGCUCGAUUCUCAGUGCAAAAGACAGGGCACCUCACUCUGUGCAUAGUUGCAGCUACAUAGCCGAUUUUAAACGACCUGACGAAGAACUGAGCGGUUAUCUGACCAAUUAAGCAUCGAUCGUUAUAUUUCAGCUCAUUUUCAUCUCUGACGUUCUGUCUGGAUUUAUCGAAAAUUCUCUAAAUGCAGAAACACUGAUCCUUUCUUUUGCGAACAACUUCGUGUUUGGUUAUUCUGGAUGAGUUUCUUUAAUAGAAGAGACGAAGUAGUAUAAAGUAUAGCGUAAGUGCCAACAAAUAUAAAAAUGUGUAGUUAACUAGAGUAGUUUGAAAAAGAGGUUAGGUUUCUUUGCGAUAAAGAAUUAUUUUUCAAGGCGUAGCCAAUGAAAUUUUACGAUGAAAUUAUAAAUACACUGGGAGAAACUAGUUAAUAAGAAAUCAUUCGAACGACAACAAUUUUAUCGAAAAUACCAGAGAUAAUAUUUUAUCAGACGAGUACUAUAGUUCUGUUGAUUAAAAAUACAAUAUAUAAAAUAAACUGCUAAUUUAUCUAGCUUACUCUAAUAAAAGCGAUAAAUACUUAUCAAGGUAAAGAUUAAUUAAAAAUAACUAAUGAAUCUGCUAUUUAAAAUUAAACAAAAGUAUCUAAAAAAUUGAAAGAAAAAGAAAAAUUAUUUUAGAAAAUUAUCAAAAUAAGUCGACAAUUAAUUAGCGACAUAAAAUGUUUUAUUAACCAUCGUUAUACGGUCAAGGUGUACGAGCAUACAUUUAGAUAACAUGAUUCAAUACGAUAAUGAAAGAUGUCAUAAAAUCGUAUGUUAAUUCUCGCCACAAAAAUCACCUUGCCUAUCAUCAACACCAUUCUUCUCGUAUCAAUCCUUUUUUUCGUUAUCAUUUUUUCUUUUUGUCAUUUUCUGUUUUCUUUUCUAAUACAUUUAUUACACAGCAGUAAUGAGUUUAUUCAGGACGAACACUGUUUCUUACGAGAGAAAGGUAAACGUUAUGUAAUACGUGUACACAUGAAUUAACCGCGAGAGCAAGGAACAUCCUUCAUAAUCUCUCACUUCGUUAUCCUUCGGACUAUAAUUUUGUGCAGCUUGGCAAACCAACGGGAACGCAGCCCUUAAUCGUUCACGACACUCAUCAUCUUUAAUUAUUAUUUACAGAAUCGUCAUUUAAAAUCAGACUGAUUUCGAGUUGGAUCCAAUGCGGUCCUCGACUUCGGUUCCUUCGUUAAUACGCCAAAAAUUUGCUUCAAUGAAGAAUGUCUAGGAGAACCUAACUUAUUCCAGAUCACAUCAGCCUGUUAAGUACUGCAAUAGCUCGCUAGAUGGCGGCUACAACGCUUUAGAAGAAUCUCAAGUGGGAUCUGGAAUAAUUAAAGUCCCUUUUUUGUAUUUUUUUCCUUUUUCCAUUUUUACUUUUUUGUUUUUUUUUUUUUUAGAAAAAUUCACGAGUCUAGGACCACAAAGGAGAAAAGUUUCCUGUUUGAAACACGAUUAGCUAUUCUCCUUGCGGAGGAGAGGGUCGCUCGAGGUCGAAUUCAGUUUGAAUCACAGCUGUCUGACAACUAUCAUCCAAUAGUUUGAUUGGACGAGUUUCUAUUGCUACUAGUUUAUUUAUUAUUAUUAUUAUUAUUAUUUUUUAAUUUUUUUUUAUUUUGGACGAUAUCCAGCUUCUAGGGCCUUGACGAAACAACUCUCGAAGAAACACUCCAGGCAGUGACUGUUCUCUAGCAUUCUAUGGUUUCUUGAAACUUCAAAGAAGUCUGAAUUUCAUUUAAACGAGAUUGCUGUCGAUUUAACGUGGUGUCGCCGGGUUUUCUUCAUAGAAGAAAUCAUCUGAGGGGAGUUUGUAUAAUAGUGACGAUAUUGCACAAUCUCGCACUGAUACUUGGACACGCGAGUCUGAAUUUAUAAAAAGU
Bombus huntii is the source of this 2401-nucleotide messenger RNA. RefSeq lists its product as uncharacterized. The record is from RefSeq and is a predicted model, not a curated record. Lineage: Eukaryota; Metazoa; Arthropoda; Insecta; Hymenoptera; Apidae. Bases 1 to 591 code for a protein of 196 amino acids. The transcript has 3 exons.